UUUAACCGUCCGUUUUAAACGCGCUCGUUCAAGUCUGUCAGUGUGUGGUGGGAAAACAGUUAAAAAGGACAGUUUUUAUCAGUGUCGACUCACUUAUUUUGCACAGCAAUAAUUAGUGUUAGUUUUGAGUAGUGAUUUUAAAAUUGUAUUGUUGAAUAAAAAUAUAUUGCUGUAGUUUUUACAAUGACUGACUUAAGAAAUUACAACAAGCAAUUUAUAAUUGAGUUCAUAGAACUGUAUAGAAGCUAUCCGUGCCUGUGGAAAGUUAAAUCUACGAAGUAUUCUGAUAGAGAUAAAAAAAACAAAGCUUACGAAGAUAUGAUAAGAAAGUUACAAGAAGUAGAUGACUCGGCAACAAGAGAUUCCGUUAAAAAGAGAAUUGACUCUUUACGUGGCUGCUUCCGUAAGGAAUUGAAAAAGGUCAUUCAAUCUAAUAAAUAUGGUUCCGGUACUGAAGACAUCUAUAAACCACACUUGUGGUACUACGAAUAUCUAUUAUUCCUUACAGACCAGGAAACACCGAGGAGCACAGUUACUAAUAUUGGUGACGAAGCAAGUAACAAUGAGGAUGGAUCUAACUACAUUCCCGUGCAAUCCCCGACAUCUCCUUUUGAAAUUGAUGUUGCAGAUCGAUCGCCGUCGGUAUCUUCCAAUACUCCUUCAGCACCGAGCUCAGUAAGUUCUUCCAAUAGCACAAAAAAGCGGCGCGUCAAGGAGAGAGCUGACGAAGUUUUGGAAAAAGUAAAUGCAAAACUGGAUAUGUAUGAGCAAGAAGACAGGUUCACUGUGGUAGGAAAAAAUGUUUCCAAGAAAUUACGAGAUUUACCUCCUGAUGCUGCUUUAAUGGCGGAAAAAUUUAUACCCGAUAUUCUAUUUGAAGCUGCACUGGGAAACAUUUAA
Cylas formicarius (sweet potato weevil) is the source of this 900-nucleotide messenger RNA. RefSeq lists its product as uncharacterized. The record is from RefSeq and is a predicted model, not a curated record. The coding region runs from base 184 to 900 and encodes 238 amino acids. The transcript is spliced from 2 exons. NCBI's taxonomy places the organism in Eukaryota, Metazoa, Arthropoda, Insecta, Coleoptera, Brentidae.